CUCUCUCUUUCUGUUGUGUGUCACCCGAGCAGCCUCCAGCAGGCUGUGUGUGUUUACCCUCGCUUGGCCUGGCAACCGGGCCGCAUGCUCAGGAUUACCGGAGGCCCUGUCUUUCAUCGCUGCCUGAUCCCUCUUCCUUUUGCCGCUGAAGUCCUGGAUUGUGAGAGCCAUCAGUACGAGAGGCGCCGGGAGGGAGCAGAGUGAUUUUAGGGGCUUUUUCGGUCCUCCCACUACCACUUUUCUGCAUCUUCUCCCUCUAGUGUGACAUUUAGUUCAGUCUUAAAGGGUAUAUUUUUAUGUUUUUUGGUUUGGAGUACUUCAGUGUGGAUUUGUGGUAAUUGAAGCAAGAUGGAUCAUUCUCUGUUCGGAUGCCUGCGGAACCCACACGCUCCAGCCCAGACUCUCCACCCGGCCUUCACCCAGUCCUCGCUGGCAUUGCACGGCCGCACCGAUCAUGUAUCCUACCCCGAUUUGCCAGGACCCUCACCGCCGUGCAGUUAUACAGGAGAAGAGGCUAGUUUCGGAGGGCUCCAUGCACGCAAUCAUCCUUCUCAGCAGCUGCCCCAUCAUCAGCAGCAUCAGCCCGGCUGGCAUGUUCAGCAAAUGCCCUCAUCCGGCAGCACCCGUCACGCCGCGUGUCUUCCUCACCCUGAUACUCCCGCAACCGAGCUGUGCACAUCCGGAGGAGCGGCGGGUCAGAGUAUGUGCACAGCAAACACAGGCCUAGGAAACACAGAGCCAGUGGGAGCAGGGUGUGGGUCUGGGGACUACGGGCGGCAAACCAUGUCACCCAUAGAACCGGAGAGGAGGAACAGUAAAGGAAAGAGUGACAACACGGAUUCCCAAGACGGGAGCUAUAAGUCAGACGUUAGCAGUAAGCCCAGGAAGGAGCGCACAGCGUUCACCAAGGAGCAGAUCCGGGAACUGGAGUCAGAGUUUGCCCACCACAACUACCUGACACGGCUAAGACGUUACGAAAUCGCUGUCAACCUUGACCUCACAGAGAGACAAGUGAAAGUGUGGUUUCAAAACAGGAGGAUGAAGUGGAAGCGAGUGAAAGGAGGACAGCAGGGAGCUGCAGUGCGAGAGAAAGAACUGGUGAACGUGAAGAAAGGAACCCUUUUGCCCUCUGAGUUUGCUGGCAUGGUGGGACUGCACCAUUCCGUUGGAUCUCCGGCGAAUGAGGACGACAGUCACGACAGUGACCAGAGCUCUGAGAACGCUCACUUAUGACCUUCUGGAAAGUUCCACCUGAACCUUACAGUUUUCCUCAGGAAUCAACAUUCUUAGGGUUCUAGGGCCUUUAAAUAUAAAGACAGCUAAGAAACUGCAAAAUAUUUGAGACUGGACACAGACAAAGAAACAGACAAAAAAAAGGAUUGGGAUUAUGGAUGAAGAUAAAUGACUGCAAUUUGAUAUUGUUUUUUUUAACAUGUGAGUUUUAGCUUAACUUUUGGAUUUUGCUAAUGAAUAAAAGUGUUAUGAACAUUCCACAUAAGUGCCUAGGGGAAAACAAGAUUUGCACUGUUUUAUUGUUGCCUUAAUCGAUUGCUACUGUAUUGAUUAAUUUUUUAAACAUGAUGCUGUAAAUGAACACUUGCGGCAUUGAGGAAGCUGAAUUUCGUCCAAUCAAUCCUCUCUUCUCUCUUUAUUUUUAUCUUCCUCAUUAUCACCAUCAUCAUCAUUUUCUUAAUCACAUUGUGCUAUUUAGUGCCCUCAGAUAACCUUUUAAAACAGUAACAGUUUCUAGUAUGCUGUGCACUUCUCACUGCGCUAGUUAUGCACCAAAACUACAAUCCACUUUGGAUAUUUAGUUAAAUACUAUAAUUUGACUGAAUAUCAUAUUAAUUAAAAAAAAAAAUACUGUUUUUUUUUUUUUUUUUUACAAUACUUGCAAUGCUUAAAUCUUGCUUGCAUGAAAGCUGAAAAUUUUACAAAUAAUAAUAAUAAUAAUGACAAUAAUAAUGCAUUUAAUACAGUACCAUUUCUCAUCUGCUCCCU
Messenger RNA from Clarias gariepinus (North African catfish), 2001 nucleotides. RefSeq names its product mesenchyme homeobox 2b (gene meox2b). Gene Ontology annotation, cellular component: nucleus. Gene Ontology annotation, molecular function: DNA-binding transcription factor activity, RNA polymerase II-specific; RNA polymerase II cis-regulatory region sequence-specific DNA binding. Bases 349 to 1233 code for a protein of 294 amino acids. Lineage: Eukaryota; Metazoa; Chordata; Actinopteri; Siluriformes; Clariidae. The record is from RefSeq and is a predicted model, not a curated record. The transcript is spliced from 3 exons. Gene Ontology annotation, biological process: positive regulation of transcription by RNA polymerase II.